This is a messenger RNA of Cynara cardunculus var. scolymus (artichoke), 654 nucleotides long. Its product is annotated as non-symbiotic hemoglobin 2-like. Gene Ontology annotation, molecular function: heme binding; oxygen binding. The transcript is spliced from 4 exons. The coding region runs from base 34 to 519 and encodes 161 amino acids. NCBI's taxonomy places the organism in Eukaryota, Viridiplantae, Streptophyta, Magnoliopsida, Asterales, Asteraceae. The record is from RefSeq and is a predicted model, not a curated record.
UAUAGAGAGAGAGAGAGAGAGAGAGAUUUAGAGAUGGGUUUUAGUGAGAAGCAAGAAGCAUUGGUGAAGGAAUCAUGGGGGAUAAUGAAAGAAGACAUUCCUAGUCUCAGUCUCUAUCUCUACAUACAGAUAUUGGACAUAUUCCCGGAGGCAAAAGGAUUAUUUUCAUUUCUAAAAGAUACGGAUGAAAUUCCCCAAAAUAACCCCAAGCUCAAGUUCCAUGCCGUCAAAGUUUUCAAGAUGGUUUGUGAGUCUGCAAUUCAACUGAGGGAGAAAGGAGAAGUUGUAAUAUCUGGUUCCACCCUAAAAUCUCUGGGAUCUGUUCAUCUUCAGAAAGGAAUUGCUGAUCCUCACUUUGAGGUGGUGAAGGAGGCAUUGCUGAGAACAGUAGAAAAGGCAGUCGGAGAGAAAUGGAGUGAAGACAUGAAGCUUGCUUGGUCUGAAGCUUAUGAUCAAUUGGCUGCUACCAUUAAGACUCAAAUGACCAAAGAAGCUGCAGAAACCCACCUGCCUAAUUAACCAUUAGUUAUAUAAUAUUCAUAUAUGAAUAUGAGAGAGAGAUGUUCAUAUGGAUAUGUAAUAAAAACGUCUUUGAAUCACCGUCUUAAUGUAUCUUCAUGUCUGCAACUUUAUCUUUAUCAUCGGUUUUCUAAA